Messenger RNA from Tyto alba (common barn owl), 2802 nucleotides. It is a transcript of the gene RFX6, whose product is annotated as regulatory factor X6. The coding region runs from base 1 to 2766 and encodes 921 amino acids. Gene Ontology annotation, molecular function: RNA polymerase II cis-regulatory region sequence-specific DNA binding; DNA-binding transcription factor activity, RNA polymerase II-specific. The record is from RefSeq and is a predicted model, not a curated record. Gene Ontology annotation, biological process: regulation of transcription by RNA polymerase II. Lineage: Eukaryota; Metazoa; Chordata; Aves; Strigiformes; Tytonidae. The transcript is spliced from 19 exons.
AUGGCCAAAGGAUCCGAGCAAGAGGACGCCUUCCUCCGCCUCCCGGCCGCGCCGGCGGUGCCCGCCGCCGCCGCCGCGCCGGAGGAUUGCUACGCGGGCUUGGCGGGGCGAGGUCUGCUGCCUUUCGCCGAGGAGGGGCUGUGCGCCGCGGCGGGCGCCGAGAGAGGGCUCCCGGAGCCGGCGCUGCCCGCCGGCAUCAAGUCAGAAACACGCUUUAACAGCGAAGCGCUCUCCUCGGAAGAAGAGGAUGCGGGCGCCCGGGACGGCGCGCUAAAAGCCGCGGACCGGAGCCCGUCUGCCAGGAGGAGCGCCACGCAGAGCAUGAAGGACAAGAAGAAGCAGACUCAGCUCACCCUGCAAUGGCUGGAAGAAAACUACAUUGUUUGUGAAGGAGUUUGUUUACCAAGAUGCAUCCUUUAUGCACAUUAUUUAGACUUCUGCAGAAAAGAGAAGCUGGAACCUGCCUGUGCUGCAACUUUUGGGAAGACCAUUCGGCAGAAAUUCCCUCUGCUUACCACAAGGCGGCUUGGAACAAGGGGCCAUUCAAAGUAUCACUACUAUGGAAUUGGCAUUAAAGAAAGCAGUGCAUACUACCACUCUGUGUAUUCUGGAAAAGGCUUAACCAGGUUCUCUGGAAGCAAGUUAAAGAAUGAGGGUGGUUUCACUCGUAAAUAUUCUCUGAGUUCCAAAACUGGGACUCUCCUCCCAGAGUUUCCAAGUGCUCAACACCUUUUGCUUCAAGGGUGCAUUUCUAAAGACAAGGUAGAUACUCUUAUCAUGAUGUACAAAACACACUGUCAGUGUGUCCUUGACAAUGCAAUUAAUGGGAACUUUGAAGAGAUUCAGCAUUUCUUAUUACACUUUUGGCAAGGAAUGCCUGACCAUCUUCUUCCCCUGCUUGAAAAUCCCAUCAUCGUUGACAUCUUCUGUGUUUGUGACUCAAUACUCUAUAAGGUCCUUACAGAUGUACUCAUCCCUGCAACAAUGCAAGAAAUGCCAGAAAGUUUACUGGCAGAUAUAAGAAAUUUUGCAAAAAACUGGGAACAGUGGGUUGUUUCCUCUUUGGAAAAUCUACCAGAAAAUCUGACAGAUAAGAAACUGCCUAUUGCACGAAGAUUUGUUUCCUCUCUGAAACGACAGACGUCAUUCCUACACCUAGCACAGAUUGCUCGGCCAGCUCUUUUUGAUCAGCAUGUGGUGAAUUCCAUGGUGUCGGAUAUUGAAAAAGUUGAUUUGAAUAGUAUUGGCUCUCAGGCACUCCUUGCAGCCUCCGGGAGCACAGACUCUGAUGGGGAUGCCUACAGUGAAUAUGACUCUGUUACAGUGUUCCAAGAACUGAAGGACCUGCUAAAGAAGAAUGCCACUGUGGAAUCAUUUAUUGAAUGGUUGGAUACUGUGGUUGAGCAAAGGGUAAUCAAGGCAAGCAAGCAAAAUGGGAGGUCAUUAAAGAAGAGAGCUCAAGAAUUCCUUCUCAAAUGGAGUUUUUUUGGUGCUCGAGUGAUGCAUAACCUAACUCUAAACAACGCAUCGAGUUUUGGUUCUUUUCAUUUGAUCCGCAUGCUACUAGAUGAGUACAUCCUGCUUGCCAUGGAGACACAGUUCAACAAUGACAAAGAACAAGAACUCCAGAAUCUACUGGACAAAUACAUGAAGAAUUUAGAUGCAAGCAAAGCCACCUUUACCGCGUCACCAAGCUCUUGCUUCCUAGCAAACCGUAACAAAGCUGCUUCUCUGCCCAGCGACGCUUCCGUCAAAAAUGAGUGUCUAACAGAGCAAACCUACGUGUCCUUGUCAGCUAGCCAGCCUAGCAGUGUACCUUCUGGUCUGAACCCCUUCGCCACAGGAGACAAUGAGAAUAUGCAGCUGACAGGUCAGAUGGAGCUGUCCCAAAGCACUGGUCACCUGAUGACUCCACCCAUUUCACCAGCCAUGAUUAGCCGAGGAAGCGUUAUCAACCAGGGGCCAAUGGCUGUGAGACCUCCAAGUGUAGGUCCAGUGUUAUCCACACAUUCGCAGUGCUCUUCCUACUCAGAACCCCUUUAUCAGACUUUGUCACAAACUAAUCAGAAUUACUAUGGAAACAAUUCCAAUUACCAGGCUGUGUUCAGAACUCAGGCCCAUUCCACUUCAGGAGGUUACCACCACAGAGCAGAGCACAGCCGAUUCAAUGCCUUGAGUGAGCAGCAGUUCUCCAGAGACUACUUCAGCAACAGCUGUGCUGUGUCUCCAUACAAUGCCAGGUCCCCUUCCAGCUAUGGUCCCUCAUCUAUGUCUCAGGACACACAGAAUAUGCAGUUUCUGAAUACUGGGAGUUUCAAUUUCUUGAGCAACUCAGUGUCUACGUGCCCAGGAGCAGCAUAUCCCGCUAAUGCUUCCAAUGGAUACUAUGGAAACAAUGUAAAUUAUCCAGAAUCUCACAGACUUGGGACAAUGGUGGAUCAACAUGUUUCUGUAAUCAGCAGCGUAAGCAGCAUUCGAUCGUUGCCAUCGUACAAUGAUAUACAUGAUCCACUGAAUAUCUUGGAUGACGGCGGAAGAAAACAAACGGGCCCCUACUACACAGAGUCAUCUCCUUCAAUCGUCUGUCGGACGCCUAUGCCUUCAAACAUGCAAACUACAUCAUCUUCCCAGUGUAUGUAUGGAACAUCUGGUCAGUUCCCUUCUCAGGAAAAUCUGGAGUCCCACGGCCCCCCAAGCAGAGAUAUGGUGUCAUCUUUACCACCAAUCAACACUGUUUUCAUGGGAGCAGCUGCUGGAGGGACCUAACUGGGAGAGACAUGUCUGUGCCUUAAGCUUGCUUUC